This is a messenger RNA of Pyrenophora tritici-repentis Pt-1C-BFP, 2028 nucleotides long. The record is from RefSeq and is a predicted model, not a curated record. NCBI's taxonomy places the organism in Eukaryota, Fungi, Ascomycota, Dothideomycetes, Pleosporales, Pleosporaceae.
AUGUCUGGCUCAGAAAACAUAGCAGUGCGCUCGGAAGAGUCUGCAAAGAAUAGCACUCAGUCCUACUCAUCAGAGGCACAAGCGCCGUUGGCGAGUCACACCAAUCCCAACUCGAGGCCCGGUAUUACAUUUGCCCACCAGGACAGCCUUCCAAAGCUACCUAUCCCGGAGCUCGAUAGCUCAUGCAAGAAGUACCUUGCCGCCCUCAAGCCAUUACAGUCGCCAAAGGAACACAGCGACACGAUACAUUCAGUAGAAGACUUUCUCAAGUCCGAUGGUGUUAUUCUGCAGGAAAAACUGAAAAAGUACGCGAAUGGAAAGGCCAACUACAUUGAGCAGUUCUGGUACGAUUCGUAUCUCAACUUCGACAACCCGGUGGUACUUAAUCUAAAUCCAUUUUUCUUACUGGAAGACGACCCCACCCCUGCUCGCAACAACCAGGUCACUCGUGCAGCCUCGUUAGUGGUCUCGGCCUUGUCUUUUGUCAGGGCUGUCAGAAGAGAGGAGCUGCCGCCUGACACCAUCAAGGGUCAGCCACUAUGCAUGUACCAAUACUCGCGACUGUUUGGUACAGCCAGAAUACCAACAGAGAAUGGAUGCCAGAUAGGUCAGGAUCCAACCUCAAAGCACAUUGUUGUCAUGUGCUACGGCCAGUUCUAUUGGUUUGACGUCCUGGACGAUAACCAUGACCUGAUCAUGACUGAGAAGGAUAUUGCUCUCAAUUUGCAAGUUAUUGUUGAUGACGCGCAAGAAAUUCCCAUCCAGGAUGCUGCAAAAGGAGCACUGGGUGUGCUCAGUACCGAGAAUCGAAAGGUCUGGGCUGGCCUACGCGACGUAUUACACAGGGAAGAGGGAUCAAACAACUCCGACUGUCUGAACAUUGUCGACUCGGCCCUCUUUGUGUUAUGUCUGGACUACACCGAGCCACAGACUGGCGCUGAUCUCUGCAUGAACAUGCUCUGCGGAACUAGCAAGAUUGAGCGCGGUGUUCAAGUCGGUACAUGCACGAACCGUUGGACCAUCAACGGCAGCGCACCCAGUCUCUGGGCCUCGUCUAGCCCAGACCCAGCGAAACGCGACCCAGAAAGCUUUGGAGAUGUGCAGACAACGCCGCACAAACUCGAAUGGGACAUGUUGCCUGAACUGAGUACAGCCCUGCGGUUUGCCGAGACACGUCUGGCAGACCUGAUCCAACAGAACGAGUUUGCCACUCUCGAGUUCCCACAUUAUGGUAAGAACUUUAUGACGUCCAUGGGCUUCUCGCCCGAUGCUUUCGUCCAGAUGGCGUUUCAAGCAGCCUACUACGGAUUAUACGGAAGGAUAGAGUGUGUCUACGAGCCCGCCAUGACCAAAAUCUACUACCACGGCCGCACAGAAGCCAUCCGCUCCGUCACCGAAGAAUCCGUCGAAUUCCUCAAAACCUUCUGGGGCGAGAACCCCGCAGCGCAAAAAAUCGAGGCCCUCCGCAAAGCGUGCCAGAAACACACUGAAAACACUAAAGUGUGUUCAAAAGCCCAAGGACCAGACCGCCAUCUCUACGCCUUGUACUGCAUUUGGCAACGCGCCAUUGACGAAUCCCAAGAUUUCGCCAGCAGCGACGGCUGGGACUCUACCCGGCCCUCAAGCCCAGACGCCUCAUCCCCAAAUCGCAACUCGCUCCUCUCAGAAACGGGUUCCAUCUCCAGCUCCCCGCCACCACAACAUCAACAACAAGUCCAACACUCGAUGCCCGCCCUCUUCGCCGACGCCGGCUGGGACAAAAUCAACACCACCAUCCUCUCCACCUCAAACUGCGGAAACCCUUCGUUGCGCCAAUUCGGUUUCGGUCCCACGUCCGCCGACGGCUUCGGCAUCGGCUACAUUAUAAAAGACGGCAGCAUCUCCAUCUGCGCAUCGUCAAAGCACCGCCAAACAUCCCGCUACAUCGACGCGCUGGAAUCCUAUUUCCUCGAGAUACGCAAGCUACUCCGGCAAAUCAAGCGUAGCAGAGGCGCAUCGUCGGAGUCGCGGACGCAUUAUCCUAGGUGA